AUGUUUAUUAGUAUGAGCGUCAUUUUUGUCGUCAAUGGAAGAAAAAUGAUUUCUAUUGCUCAGCGAGUUUCGUUAACAAAAUUAUAUAGACACGAUAACAAUUCACAAAGUAUGCUUCUUCCCUAUUUCGAUGAUGACCAGAUGGAUUAUUUGUGUCGCAUAGUACGUAAAAAUGCAACACUGGAGGAGUUCUGUAAUGGAAAAUACCAAUCCGCAUUCUACUGGUGCUGCAACGAAAAAGGUGAAUACAAAAAUGUUAGAUGGUGUUUUGCGAAAGAAGAGCUGAUCAUGGAUUUAAAGCCCUGUAUGAAGAGAUACCAGAGGGAGCUCUUGAGACUGAUACUGAACGAUAGUAGCAUGAGUUCCAGGGAAAAAUAUCGCAAACUUUGCAAGUAUGAUUUCACAUUUUUCAAUUAA
Helobdella robusta is the source of this 417-nucleotide messenger RNA. RefSeq lists its product as hypothetical. The coding region runs from base 1 to 417 and encodes 138 amino acids. Lineage: Eukaryota; Metazoa; Annelida; Clitellata; Rhynchobdellida; Glossiphoniidae. The transcript is spliced from 4 exons. The record is from RefSeq and is a predicted model, not a curated record.